Molecule: messenger RNA, 476 nt
Organism: Porites lobata
Lineage: Eukaryota; Metazoa; Cnidaria; Anthozoa; Scleractinia; Poritidae
Source: the annotation of a GenBank genome assembly
AACCUUGGGUACACACUGGAGGGCGAGGCUGAACUGUCUUGUGUAGAUGGAAGAUGGAACACUGCCACUCCUAAGUGUAAAGGUUAGCGUUAACUCUUGUUUUUUAAAAUAUAAGCUUGUGUUGAUUUUGGAGGUAAAAGGGGUUGUUAAAUUUGCAACUUUUUAAAUUUCGUGACAGAUUUCGGUCAUGGUUGCAAAGUGAGCUACAUACCCCGCAACUUUGAACCGUUUAAAGAAGAAUUAACUGGCGUGGGUCUAUUCAAUUUGCAGUUACUUAAUACCCUGCUAUCUUCAUUUCUUGUAUUAGUUCAUUAUAUGUAAACGACAAAGGCUAAAACAUUAACCACCCUGUAAUUAUUACGAUAGCUGUUAAGUGUGGUAACCCUGGCAAACCAACAAACGGAAAGCAGAUUGUCAAGAAAGGCUACGUCUAUGGUGGAUCAGUCAAGUUUGCUUGUGACAAGAAUUACACUCUA